AUGUUCAAACAUAUUUACACCAAAUAUCUAGGUGAAUCGUUUGCAUCGCAGACGUCUCCUUUUAUGGAGAAUCGCCCAGUCAGUAAUCUCGAACGCUUAGUUUAUGCUGUUGAUUUAACGCUUCAAAACAUUCAUCGGAGAGGCGAGGAGGACCAUCCCCUCUGGAAUGUACAAGGGGUCUAUCUACUUGCGGAUGAAUACGACGCUUGCGCCAACGAUUAUAUGGAUCCGCACAAUCCAAAGUUAUGGUCCGAUGCCGCACCCUCUCGCCUCUUGAAGGCAUUCUGGGCCAGUGUCAAAGCUAGCCAGAAGUGGCUUUACGGUAUUCAAAAGAUAUACAUCACUGGCGUCACGCCUCUGCUUUUAAGCGACCUUGUCAGCGGUGCGAACAACCAAGAAAACGUCUCUUUCAGUCCAUUAUUUUCAACCAUUUCCGGAUUAACUCGAUCCGACGUGCUAGAAGCGCUGAGGGUCAUCUGCAACAAUGAGGGAGAGGUGCAAAAGCACCUGAGGGAAUUGGAACACAACGCCAAUGGCUAUCAUUUCUGCGAUGAACAGAGUGUAGAGCCGGUGUUCAAUACCCACACUGCUCUUUCAUAUCUUGAAGUGAGUAACAGUCCAGGUUUUGUCGAUCUCCUCAUUACAGACAAUAAAAACCUCUACACCCUCAUGGAGUUCAAGAACAUCCAAAUCCCCUACCUAAGACUUGGCGGAGAAGACAGCAUUGAAAAAGCGAAAAGACUCGAGGAUAUGUAG
Molecule: messenger RNA, 756 nt
Organism: Rhinocladiella mackenziei CBS 650.93
Lineage: Eukaryota; Fungi; Ascomycota; Eurotiomycetes; Chaetothyriales; Herpotrichiellaceae
Exons: 3
Coding region: 1-756 (251 amino acids)
Source: RefSeq, a predicted model, not a curated record